Messenger RNA from Pelagomonas calceolata, 3597 nucleotides. The record is from the annotation of a GenBank genome assembly. Lineage: Eukaryota; Pelagophyceae; Pelagomonadales; Pelagomonadaceae.
AAACCGAGGACCGACGCGGCGCGGUCUUUGCGCGGCGCUACCAGGCGAACUGCUCGCCAGGACUGUGCUGGUGGCUUCGCGCAGCAGUGCUGCGACGGCCGGCUGCGCUUGGCGCGCCCAUAGGACGCCGCGGAGGCGCUGCGGGCAAUCAACUGCGGCAGACCCCAAACGCCCGCGCGGCCGCAUAAGUUGGCCGCGCAGCGCGUGAUAUCGCGGAGCGGCCGCGCGCGCAACCGACAGCACACGUACGGGCCAAAGCCGGGUCACCGGACGCCGGCGCCGUGACCGAGCGCGGGCGCCGCGAUGGCCGAUUUCAACUUCUUCGCCCCAAGAACCAAGCAAGAACCGGAAAAGAAGAAGAAGAAGCGCGAGCCGCUCGACCACUCCUGGGCCACGCGCCCACAUGGUAACUGCUGCGAGGGCGACUCCGAGCUCUGUCCGCGGUGGACGGCGCGCAUCGACGAGGGCGCCUGCGAGACCUGGACCUACCCGAACAACUAUCCGGUGCGCCAGUACCAGGAACAGAUCGUCAAGCAGGCGUUACUGAAGAACACGUUAGUAUGUUUACCUACCGGAUUGGGAAAGACAUUAAUAGCGGCGGUGCUCAUGUACAAUUAUCAUCGGUGGUUCCCCGACGGUCAAAUUAUUUUCAUGGCCCCGACGAAACCUUUGGUGGCGCAGCAAGUCGAGGCGUGCCACGACGUGGUCGGUCUCCCCGAGGAAGACACGGCUCAGCUCGACGGCAACGUCCCGGUCGAACGUAGACGAGAGUUAUGGAGGAAACGGCGCGUCUUCUACUGCACGCCGCAGACCGUGGCGAACGACCUGGCGAAAGGCGUGUUUGAUGCUAGUCGCGUAGUACUGUUAGUGGUGGACGAGGCGCAUCGCGCGCUCAAGAAGUACGCCUACUGUUCCGUGGUGAAGCAUGUGGGUUUUAGACACGCCCAUUUUCGCGUCUUGGCAUUGUCCGCCACACCGGGCAGUGACGUGGCCGGGGUCCAGGACGUCGUCGACAACUUGCGGUACGAUCUCGGCGUCCCGCGGUGCUGCGGUGCCUUCACGCCAUCGACGCGCGUCGUCUCCAGGAGAGGAGGUCGUGGGCGGACAGAGUCGAGCGACCGCGACGCCCCGCGCAGGAUCGCGCACGUGGAGGUGCGGACCGAGGACGACCCCGACGUGGCCAAAUAUACGCACCACCGCCUCAUCGAGAAGAUCAUUUGUGAAGAGGGGCCUGUUGUCAAAAAAGGCCUCGAGGCGCUCCAGAAGGUCGCCGAGCCCUUUCUCAAAAGAUUACAGAAUGCGGGCGCUUUACAUAGCACGGACUUGUCGACGCUGCGAGCCUAUACGGUGUUGCAGGCCGGUCGCGAUAACAAUAGGGUGUCGUAUGCGGACAAACAUGUCGCGCACAAGCUCGCGUCGGCGGCGGACGCUCUACGGCACUACGGCACUACGGGAGCCUUGGAGAAGUUGGAAUCCGUGCGUUCGGUAGCUCGGGACGUCGCUGCUAAAUUGUCACGAAGUGAGAGUGUCCCGCCCGGUGAUCGGGCGUUGCAACGGCUGGCUGGGAGUCCACAGUUCCUAGACGCUCUGAAGGCCCUACGAUCGUCCGGAGAGCACCCGAAGACGACGAAGUUGCGAGAGCUCCUCGUGGACCACUUCCAGCGCGCGCGGGAGGCCCACAAAUCUUCUAGAGCCAUGGUGUUCACGGGCACGCGGCAAAGUGUGGACGAGAUCGGCGACGCGUUGUCGAGAGCUUCCGGCGAUUUGUUGAGAGUCCAGCGCUUCGUCGGCCAGGGCGGCGGCGACGGCAUGAAGCAGUCGUCGCAGAAGAACGCCGUCGAGGCGUUCCUGCGGAACGAUUCGAAUGUGCUCGUGGCCACUUGUAUUGCGGAGGAAGGUCUGGAUAUCGGCGCCGUCGACGUUUGUGUCUUCUACGAUCAAGUUGGAAGUCCUAUUCGCAUGGUCCAGAGGAUGGGUCGUACGGCUCGCAAGAGGACUGGUAGAGUGGUACUGCUCAUGGUGCCCGGCGAGGAGAAGAAGUUCGAGAGUUCUGGGAAACGUUCAGCUGCUGUGGUUCACGCGUUACGAGACAGACGAGGACUGCGGUUGCGGACGGACCUGUCGAAGCGACUCGUACCUCGACGGGUGCAGCCGUCCUGGCCUCGACGGGUCGAUAAAAGGUUGAGUAUAGACGCGUGGCGCUCGUCCCAGGUCGGCGGGCAAGUGAAAAGGAAACUCGUGGAUCCAGCUCGCGCUGCGGCGAAACAAGAUAGGAGCUGGCGGUUGAACGAGAAGCAGCUCCAAGUCGUUAAACAACGAAACUGGACGGGCCCGGUGCAGUACAAGGCGCGACUCGCCGACGGCUGGCGCCGCGCGUUACGGAGCGGCCACGCCGGUCGGCCGCCGCCGCGGACUGGACAGAUAGUGGCUCCUCCAGCAUCGUCGUCGCGGUCGGCGUUACUCAGGGCUGUUGCCGACUUUGUCGCUUUACGACGCUGCGACGACCUGUACGAUCUCGAGAAGUUAAGUGCGCAGAACGGCGCUCUGGCGUCCGUGGCCUUCCAGAAAAAGAUGCCGCGCCACGCGGCCUUCGCGGGAAAUGACGUCUCGGCCUGUGUGGAAUAAAAUUUCGGGCGUCCCACGCCAUCGACUAGCCGCGUCGGCUCGAUGGCGUGGAGGCUCACGAAGGUCCACGCAAUAACCUAACUCACUGGUUGAUUUCCACACAGGUCUGGGGCCUCGACGCCGCUUCCCAAGGAAAGAAGGAGGUGCCCUGGAUGUGCCUCGAGUGCUUCGCCGCGGGCCAGACGGGCGAAACUUGCGGGGCGUGCGGCGCUUCGAAAGCCAAGGCGAACCAGGACGUCUGGGGCUUCGACGACCCGUCUCCUGCUGGAUCGCCGCGGGCGCCGCCGCCUGCGCCCGCGCCGGAAGGCGACGGCGCUGCAGCGCGCAUGGAGCGGUUCCUGGAGGCGAACGGAGAGGCGCCGCCGGCGCCGCCGACGCCGGCCUGGGACUGGACGCAGGAGUCCAACGCCGACGCGCCGCCCGUCGUUGCUCCGCCGCGGCCGCGCGGACCACCGGUGCCGGCCGGUGGCGCGCCGCCCGUCGUCGCGCCGCCUCCGGCGCCGCCCCAGUUCCGGCUGCCCUCGGGCUCGGACACGCUCCCGUCGCCGCCCGAGGAAGAAGGGCCGCCGCGGCCCGCGUGGCUCGAGGCGCCCGCGGCACCGGCGCGGCCGCCGCCGCCGCCGCUCGUCCCGGCUGUUGGCGGUGGCGCGCCGCCCGUGCCGCCGCCGCGGCCGCGCGGGCCGCCGGUGCCGGCUGGAGGUGCGCCGCCCGUGCCGGUGCCGCGCGGGCCGCCCGUGCCGUCUCCCGCCGGGCCGCGCGGGCCACCGCCCGUCGCCGCGCCGCGAGAACCGCUCCGCGAGGUCCCCGCGCCGCCCCCGGACGCCCUCAGCGACGCGCAGCGCGCGCGCGCCGAGGCGAACAAGCAGCGCGCGCUGCAGCUGCGCAUCGCGAAGAACCGCGAGAAGGCCCUGGCGCUGCGGGCGGCGAAGCGGGAGCGGUCGGGGCCGUAAGGGUGUUGUGUGCGAUAGUUCU